UCCGCUGCGGCGGUUUGGAGAGGCGGAACUGUGUCUUCUUAAUUAUCAUGUGAAGGCCUAAGAAUUUAAUGGGGGGAAAAGUGUGGAAGAGGACUGGGAUCCAAACUGGCGGAUUUCCCGACCUUCGCUGCCCUCUCGGCUCUCCCGCCAGCCGCGCUACCAGGGUGUCUCCCUUAUUUCAUUGCUGAAACAGCCUCUUUAAACUGUUUAAAUGAGAAUGUCCUUGGCUCAGAGAGUACUCCUCACCUGGCUUUUCACAUUACUCUUCCUCAUCAUGUUGGUGUUGAAACUGGAUGAGAAGGCACCAUGGAAUUGGUUCCUCAUAUUUAUUCCAGUCUGGAUAUUUGACACUAUCCUUCUCGUCAUGCUGAUUGUGAAAAUGGCCGGUCGGUGUAAGACUGGCUUUGACCCCCGACAUGGAUCACACAAUAUUAAAAAAAAAGCCUGGUACCUCAUUGCAAUGUUACUUAAGUUAGCCUUCUGCCUCGCACUGUGUGCUAAACUGGAACAGUUUACUACCAUGAAUCUUUCCUAUGUCUUCAUUCCUUUAUGGGCCUUACUGGGUGGCGCUCUAACAGAACUUGGAUAUAAUGUCUUUUUUGUGAGAGACUGACCUCCAAGUAUACCAUCUCAUCUCUGUGGCUGUUCAACAAGCUAUACAGUAUUCCAAAUCUUUGCAAGUUUCAAGAAUAACAGAACUGAGGGAAAAUACCGAGGGCGGCAUGAACUUGUAGCCAACCCAAAGCUAAAUUAUUCAGUAUCUGAGUUGAUAUCUUUAUUAUCCCUGUGUAAAUAAAGCUUGUUUCUGACCUCA
This is a messenger RNA of Grammomys surdaster, 814 nucleotides long. It is a transcript of the gene Tmem60, whose product is annotated as transmembrane protein 60. NCBI's taxonomy places the organism in Eukaryota, Metazoa, Chordata, Mammalia, Rodentia, Muridae. The transcript is spliced from 2 exons. The record is from RefSeq and is a predicted model, not a curated record. The coding region runs from base 212 to 613 and encodes 133 amino acids.